AUGCUUAAAGCUAUAAGAUCUCGACGUAUAUAUAAAAGCGUUGUGUCAAGCACAAUUUGGCGUGGAUUAGCCACGUCCAAUAACGACACAACUGACUUCUCGCAUGCGAUCAUAGGGGGAGGAGUUGUGGGUCUGUCGAUAGCGUUUGAACUAAGUAAGGUAGCAGGAAAUCGUGUAGUUUUGAUUGAGAAGAACACAGCUUUAGGUAUGGAGACUUCGAGCCGGAACAGCGAGGUUAUCCACGCAGGUUUGUAUUAUCCACCAGACUCUUUGAAAACUCAGUUGUGUAUCGAAGGAACGAACAUCAUAUAUAAUGAGUUGACGUUUCCUGAGACAGGUGUAGUGUGGAAACGGUGUGGAAAAUGGAUCGUGGCUCAAAACGAAGAAGAGAUGGCUUACUUGGAGAAACUUUAUGAUAAAGCCUCAAGGCAAUUGGGUCUGCCUGUUGAGAUGAUAUCAAGCAGCAGAGCUGACCAGGAGGAACCCAACAUUAGGGUGAGAAAAGCUGCACUUGUUUCUCCGACCUCGGGCAUCAUUUCUUCACAUUCACUCAUACAGUAUCUAGCAACGCAUCUGGAUAUCAAUGGUGCUGAAGUGGCAAUCGGUACACAGCUAACCGAGAUGAGUUACAACCGCAACAGGGGCUAUAAUCUGCUGUGCAAAUCCGUGGUCGAUUCGUCGGGAGACGCGGUUGAAAUAUCCGUGGAAAACGUGGUUAACGCUGGUGGCCUUCAUGCGCAUAAAAUAGCUAACAUGCUUUUGCCAGAAGACCGUCACAAGCAGCAAUACUUGGGAAAGGGCAAUUAUUUUUCCUUAUCCGGUCGAGCGUCCUAUCCUGUGAAAAGGUUGAUUUACCCAGUCCCUCCCAAAAACAAACAGUCGUUGGGAACCCAUUUAACAAUCGACUUGGACGGAAAAAUAAGGUUCGGUCCCGAUCUUGAAUAUGUCAGCUCGCCCACAGAUUACGAAGUCAAUGGCAAUAAUUUGGAAAAUGCCGUGCACGCUAUUAGAGAUUACUACCCUCACGUCGAACCAGCUGAUCUUCAACCCGCGUACAGUGGCAUACGACCUAAGCUGGGUGGACCAUGCGACACCACUUUCGAAGAUUUUUACAUUCGGGAAGAGAAGGGGUUUCCAGGCUUCGUGAACUUGCUGGGGAUAGAGAGUCCAGGGCUGACCGCAAGCCUUGCCAUAGGACGUUACGUCCGUAAAAUAUACCAUGGAUGA
Lachancea lanzarotensis is the source of this 1227-nucleotide messenger RNA. Its product is annotated as LALA0S03e03906g1_1. Gene Ontology annotation, molecular function: (S)-2-hydroxy-acid oxidase activity; (S)-2-hydroxyglutarate dehydrogenase activity. The transcript has a single exon. Lineage: Eukaryota; Fungi; Ascomycota; Saccharomycetes; Saccharomycetales; Saccharomycetaceae. The record is from RefSeq and is a predicted model, not a curated record. The coding region runs from base 1 to 1227 and encodes 408 amino acids. Gene Ontology annotation, cellular component: mitochondrion.